GUUCUUGACACAAACUGGUGCGCUUGGCACCUACCACCUUACCCCUGUUCAAAGGCACGUAAAUAUUUUUUAUCUUGCCCAUUCAUCCUCUGAAUGAAAUACAAACCCAAUCCAUGUCUCCAUUGUCUCAAAGCUUUAAAAUCCUUUAACCUGUCUCCUCCUCUUCAUCUACACUGAUCGAAGUGGAUUUAACAAGAGACAUCAAUAAGGGUUAGGGUUAGCUUUCACCUGGAUUCACCUGGUCAGUCUAUGUCAUGGAAAGAGCAGGUUUUGUAUGUGUAUAUAUCAUUUGCCAAGUCGUCAACAACUAUUGUUUCGAUUCAACCAAAAAAAUAGACAAUACAAUGGUUUCAGGUUCUGUUAGAUUUAAAAUGUAUUGAUACAGUAUUCACAAUCUCCGCUGUGGAGCUUUGCAGACUUCCGGUGCAACCAAUUACCUUCAGAUCUUUAGGGGUGUAGUAAAACACCAAAUGGAUCUACCUCCUGGUGCUCUUCCCCUGCCUCUCCCACCAAGGGUAGAGACAGAGAUGACCUCGCCUACCGAAAUACCGGAUUGGGCAAAGCCACCAGAAGACGACUCAAGCCAACCAAUUAUUGGACCUGACUGGUGUCAGGAAGAAUCACCCUCUGCCUCAAACACCUCUGAAUGGGAACAGCUGAUAGACUCAUUGCUGAUAGAGUAAGGGCACUGUCAUGAACAGAGGCCCAUAUUUGCACUGUAAGAAAAGUAUUUCCUGUUGUAAGACGUGUCAUCACCCUCUCUGCUCUGAGGGAAUGGGAGGGGCAGCGGAUCGGGUGCAGAGAAUCAAAAGGUAUAUAAAGAGACAUUUGCCAUUACUUUGGCGCUGACUUCUUGAAUUCUGAAUUCAUUUAGACAACCAUUUGACUUCGGGUAAAUUGACACCUGACUCAAAUUACUUAAAAGAUUCUAACUUGUUGGAUCUGAGAAGUGACUCUCCGAAAUACCGUUUAACUAUUGCACAGUUGUUUUGUGCCAGGCGCGUGGGUGCUGAUGCAAAUAUAUCCAGAAGAGUUCUCCGGAACCUCUCGAUUGAGCUCAGCAUCUCGACCUCGUUGCGGACACAGACUUUUUGAUAUUCCAUUUGGGGCAGGGAAUCACCAGCGGGUUCUCCCAUCCAGGCCAAACUUGAAUCUCUCAAUUUAGUAAAGCACCGACUCCAAUUCAGCCAGUAGAGGGGAGUCGCUACCUACCUAAAUUCUUAACAGAACUCUGACCGAUUGAAACUCUGCUCCUGAUCUUGUGGGUCUCCUCGUCAUCUCUCAAAGUUUUAAUUUCCAAGGCAAUUGGGUGUUGGAUCAUAUUUACUUUCAACUGGAGGGACAGAUCCAGUUGUAAUGGCAGAAAACAAUUUCCCUCCCCUGCCUCGCUUCAUCCCUCUGAGGCCAUGUUUCUAUCAGGAUUUUAACGAGAUCCCAGAUGUACACCGUUCCAUGUGCAAGAAGCUGUACUACCUAUGGAUCUUUAACAGUGCCACCUUGGCGGUCAAUCUGAUUGGCUGCCUGGCGUGGAUGUGCGGCGGGGGUGGAGCCACUAACUUUGGCAUGGCCAUUCUGUGGCUCAUCCUGUUCACCCCCUGUUCCUACGUGUGCUGGUUCAGACCCAUCUACAAGGCCUUCAAGACUGACAGCUCGUUCAACUUCAUGGCGUUCUUCUUCGUGUUCAUGGCCCAGGUGGUGAUCAGCAUCAUUCAGUGUAUAGGCAUCCCAGGCUGGGGCGUCUGUGGCUGGCUGGCUACCAUCACCUUCUUUAGCACCAAUAUAGGCUCUGCUGUUGUCAUGCUGAUCCCCACCAUCAUGUUCACUGCCAUGGCUGUCCUCUCCUUCACCGGGCUUACCAAGGUGCACAACAUGUACCGUGGCACUGGGGGCAGUAUGAGUAAAGCCCAGGAGGAGUGGACCACCGGGGCCUGGAAGAACCCUCACGUCCAGCAGGCAGCGCAGCAGGCCGCUGUAGGGGUGGCGCAGGGAGCCAUGCAGCAGCAACAACCCCAGUACUCCCAGGCACCCACCUACAACUACGACGACCCGGGCAUGUAGGGCAGGGCGGAGGAGAGU
Oncorhynchus masou masou (cherry salmon) is the source of this 2076-nucleotide messenger RNA. Its product is annotated as secretory carrier-associated membrane protein 5. Gene Ontology annotation, cellular component: recycling endosome membrane; trans-Golgi network membrane. The record is from RefSeq and is a predicted model, not a curated record. NCBI's taxonomy places the organism in Eukaryota, Metazoa, Chordata, Actinopteri, Salmoniformes, Salmonidae. The transcript has 7 exons. Bases 1357 to 2058 code for a protein of 233 amino acids. Gene Ontology annotation, biological process: protein transport.